Hypoxylon fragiforme is the source of this 1210-nucleotide messenger RNA. RefSeq names its product serine hydrolase FSH. NCBI's taxonomy places the organism in Eukaryota, Fungi, Ascomycota, Sordariomycetes, Xylariales, Hypoxylaceae. The transcript is spliced from 4 exons. The record is from RefSeq and is a predicted model, not a curated record. The coding region runs from base 359 to 1006 and encodes 215 amino acids. Gene Ontology annotation, cellular component: nucleus; cytoplasm.
GUCACUUGCAUCGCCUUGUCUAAAUACCUAACCUAGUACUAUCUUUGUAGAUCUCCGGGGGUUAUAUUACUAAUACUACAUAGGGUUGUAUGUAUGUAUAAUAGUAGCCCCCGCCUGCAAGUUCAUAGUCCUCUAUGCAACACUGAAAUUGUCUCUAUACCUUUUAUAGUCUUGCUCUUGAAGUCUUGACUCUUAACAUCGAACCAUUGCGACUACAUAACCUACACUAGCAGGUAGAUACUACCUACGAAAUCGAUAGCGAGUUCCUUCUGUCCAUCGCCUCGCUUAUCGGUUUCACAUCUUUCGGUAGCAACUAGGAUCGUGAAGAGAUCAAGACAUUCAUCGACAAAACUCUAAAAUGAAGUGGCUAUGUUUGCACGGACGGGGGACGAGCUCGCAGAUUUUUGAGAUGCAAACCGCAAGGAUCAGAGAGGCUCUCGGUAGAGAUCACGAAUUUGUUUUCGUGAAUGGCAUGGUGUCAACAGACCCUGACGUUGGCGCCGAGGCGCUUGCCGACGAGUUCUUCGGGUACGUUGCGCACGACGUGGACCAAGAUCGAGAGCUUUGCGACAACAUGAUUGAGGUAGUGGAGAGCCAGGGGCCGUUCGACGGGAUCAUGGGGUUCUCGGAAGGCGGAACUGUGGCGGCCAUGAUGCUCAUCGAAGACGCAAGACAUGGAUCAUUCGGCGGAAUUAAAUGCGGCGUGUUCUUCUGCGCGGCUCCACCGUUUGACCCUGACCUCAUCCGAGAUGCUGUCGUGAGAUAUGCUGAUCCAGACUCAGAUGGAGUAUUGCUGACUGUUCCAACUGCCCAUAUUUGGUCACGGGCUUCUAGCGCCGGUGAGAUCGCAGUACACCGAGCCCUAUCUCAACUCUGUGAUGAAAAAGUCAGAGAAUUGGCCACUCACGACCUCGGACAUGCCGUGCCAGGGGCAAAGUCAGAAGAUGGGUUAGCUGAGGCUCUUCGAGCGAUUGAGCAUGUAGUUGAGAUGGGGAUGAAUCAAUAAAUUACGAUUACCUCCGUAAGUACAUACCUACAUACCUACAUACCAAGCACUAGGUUAGUAGUUAGUAAUUACAUUUGAUAUCUCCAAGAGUCCAACAUGUAUGUGAAGGUAAAUACGUAUUGUAUUGUACAACCUUCAAUAUGUAGUACAAUGAUUAUAAUAUAAUAUGGAAUCGAGUCCCUCUAGGGCUACUAAGGUAUAGUA